CCGCCGCCGUGCAAACUCCGGCCGGGACGCGCCGCCGCCGCCGCGCCAAGCCCUGGUGCCAGCCGAUCUUGCCCGGCGCGGGUUCCUUGCUCGCGAGCGAGCGGGCGCGCCCCCGACAGCUUCUUCCUCCUGCCCCGGGUCGGCUCUGUCCGCCAGCGAGCGCGGCUCCGUGCAAGGGGAGCGGGAGCGGGUCGUGAGGAUGUCGGCCGCGGAGGAGGAGGGCUUGCUCUUUCGCCCCUUCAAGCUGAUCGCGCUGCUGUGCGCCUUCAUCGCGCUCGUCCUGGACGUGGCGGCCCUGCUCAGCCCCGCCUGGGUCACGUCGGAACGCUACUCGCUCUCCCUCUGGGAGGCUUGCAGGCAAGCUCCGGACGUCUGGAAGUGCUUCUCUACCCUCCACACUGACUGGCAAGUGGCUACUCUCAUCUUAAUCCUGACUGCAGCUACCAUCGCUCUGUUGUCAUUCCUUAUGUCGCUGAUUUCUUUCUGCCGGGGCACCUACAAACGCUAUUACCGAGUUGUCGCUGUCUUCCUUUUUACAGCAGUGGUUCUGCAAGUCUGCGCCUUAAUCCUCUACCCGAUCAAAUUCAUCGACAGCAGCAUGCUGAAGAGCUACCACGAGUUCAACUGGGGCUACGGCUUGGGCUGGGGCUCUGCCAUCUUCAUGCUGGGGGCAGCCAUCCUUUCCUGCCUGCGCACAGAUGCAUAUGAAGAUGCAUACUACUGAGGCGAGGAAGGGAGCCGGACUGAAUGGUCUGACGGAUGGGAUCAGAUGAAGAACGAUGAGGUGGAGGAAGCAGUGGAUUUCCUGGGGAUUCCUGGGCUCACUCGAUCCUUCCACAGGCACACUUCCAUCGUGGCAAGAUCAGAUGGCCAAAGCCAUCCUUGAGAAAGGACGACACAAAGGUCUUGGGCUGGACACUCUUCAAAGGAUUAGAGGAAUCCUAGCUAUGUAUGAGCACUCUCCGCAAAAUAAUUAGCUUGCAAUCUUUCUCUUUUUUUCCUCCUGGUCAUUUUCCAUGCAGGAAAGGUUGUCUUUAUUUCAUUUCUGUUUUUUUAAAAAAGCAACUUGGCUUGCCUUAAUUUGAGGUGUCCGACACACACCCUUGACACAAUGGGAGGAGGGGCAGAGACUGCAUUGGACCUGUAAAUCCGUUGUCGAUACAUCCCCACAAUCCUAGAAGACCCAGAGCUCACAAAGGCUGGCUCUGUUCUGGGCUGCCACCCUGUACAGAAAGUGUUCCGUUUUGCGCAGCUGCGGAGAUGAAUAAAUGGCAUAUUGAAAGGA
This is a messenger RNA of Varanus komodoensis (Komodo dragon), 1285 nucleotides long. RefSeq names its product transmembrane protein 47-like. Gene Ontology annotation, cellular component: cell-cell junction. The coding region runs from base 200 to 724 and encodes 174 amino acids. The transcript has 3 exons. Gene Ontology annotation, biological process: cell-cell adhesion. The record is from RefSeq and is a predicted model, not a curated record. Lineage: Eukaryota; Metazoa; Chordata; Lepidosauria; Squamata; Varanidae.